Messenger RNA from Stegodyphus dumicola, 318 nucleotides. RefSeq names its product notch-regulated ankyrin repeat-containing protein-like. Gene Ontology annotation, molecular function: protein binding; phosphatase regulator activity; enzyme inhibitor activity. The record is from RefSeq and is a predicted model, not a curated record. Lineage: Eukaryota; Metazoa; Arthropoda; Arachnida; Araneae; Eresidae. Gene Ontology annotation, cellular component: cytoplasm.
AUGAGUCAAGCUGGAGUAGAUACUUCUUAUCAAGAAGAUUUAUUAAAGGCUGUACGUGAUGGGGAUGCCAUUGAAUUGCAGAAAAUCCUUCAGAGAUGGGAAGGAUGUGUUAAUAUUAACUAUUACGACAAGGAAGGCCAGACUGCCCUGCACUUGAGUUGUAUGGAUGGUAAUUUAGAACUUGUAAAACUUUUAGUAAAAUUUGGAGCAGAUGUGCGGCUUGCAAAUCGAGAUGGUUGGAGUGCAUUACAUAUUGCUGCCUAUGGUGGUCAUCAAGAUAUUGCUCUUUACUUAAUAGCCAAUUCAUCAAGGAGGUAG